GAGCAAACGCAUCAGACCAAAUCAAACUAACAUCUCUCUCCUUUAGCGGUCACUUUCAACAGAAACACACGGGGAGACAUUAAGAGCGUUUUUCGAUCUUUGGGACUUUGUUUCAUUCAUUCAAGAGGAGCGUCAACACAUCGGACUCAAAGAACGCUGUUUUACUGACUGUCAUCUGUCUUCGGACUCAAAUCGGACCUUAAACUGUCAGACGCGAAGCUGUAUUUUCAGAAGAACUCUAUGAGUACAAAAAUGGAGCAGCCGUUUUAUCACGACGACUCGUUUCUGCUGGGCUACGGUCACUCCGACGCGACUCUACACGACUUUAAAGUCCAGAAGCAGAUGAACUUCAACCUGUCCGAACCCUAUCGGAACCUCAAAUCGGACCUGUAUCAGACAGUAAGCGCUGAUGUCGGGUCACUCAAACUCGCCUCGCCCGAGCUGGAGAGACUGAUCAUUCAGAACAGCAACGGAGUGCUGACGACGCCCACACCGGGUCAGUACCUGUACAGUCGGGGCAUCACCGACGAGCAGGAGGGCUUCGCGGAGGGUUUCGUUAAGGCUCUGGAUGAGAUGCACAAGAUGAACCAGAUGCCCCCGCCCAACGUGUCGAUUGGAGCGGGUGGCGUGACGACGUGCUCGACGACUGCGUCCGUUUUCGGCUCCUCCCUGCAGUCUGAGCCUCCCAUUUACACGACGCUGAACGCAUACUGCCCAGCACCCAGCCACCCGUCCGCCACCAUCAGCUAUCUGCCGCCCCACGUUCAGCACAACCAACACCCGGACAGCGGGCACGCGUACCAGCACUCCGGUGUCCACCCGCCGCGAUUUGUGGCUUUAAAGGAGGAACCUCAAACCGUCCCGGACAUGCACAGCAGCGACGCCUCGCCGCCAAUGUCACCGAUAGACAUGGAGAACCAAGAGCGAAUCAAGGCCGAACGGAAAAGGCUCCGAAACCGACUGGCCGCCACCAAGUGCCGCAGGCGCAAACUGGAGCGCAUCUCCCGGCUGGAGGACAAAGUAAAGGUUCUGAAGUCCGACAACGCCGGACUGUCCAACACCGCGUCGGCACUGCGGGAACAGGUCGCCCAACUCAAACAAAAGGUCCUGAGACAUAUGAACAGCGGCUGCCAACUCAUGCUCACCAGUAAGAUGGAGGCGUUUUAAUUGUUCAUCAAAGCAAACGCAGAAAUAACACUGGACACUGUUGGUGUUCUACAGCUCAAAAGCACUGGGGAUUCAAAAGCACUAAGAUGAGCUUCUGGACUUUGUGAACUCGUGCCUGGACACCGUUCAGCUGGUUCCGAAGGAAAGCUCUUAAACACUCUCGUCCACAGUAGGAGAGAUCGGACACUGAGUCGGGUGCGAGGACUCAUGGAAAGGCCAGUCGCCUCGUCCAUGUCAACCAUGUGUUUUUCUCAUGAUCGAUUUUCAUGUUGGAUCAUGUAGUAAAAGCAUCUGAUGUUGUUGUUGUUAUUGUUGUUGUCAAGCCAUUCCUGAACUUAUAAAUUAUUGUUCUGGCCAGGUUGAUCCUGACCUAUGUUAACAAUGUCACAUGUUUACAAUGUCUUUUUAUAUGUGUGCGCUGUUUAUUUAAGUAAACAUAUUGAAAUAUAA
Molecule: messenger RNA, 1617 nt
Organism: Misgurnus anguillicaudatus (oriental weatherfish)
Lineage: Eukaryota; Metazoa; Chordata; Actinopteri; Cypriniformes; Cobitidae
Gene: junbb
Product: JunB proto-oncogene, AP-1 transcription factor subunit b
Biological process (GO): regulation of transcription by RNA polymerase II; regulation of cell cycle; regulation of cell population proliferation
Cellular component (GO): transcription regulator complex
Molecular function (GO): RNA polymerase II cis-regulatory region sequence-specific DNA binding; DNA-binding transcription factor activity, RNA polymerase II-specific; transcription factor binding
Source: RefSeq, a predicted model, not a curated record